UCCAUUUUUUUCUUGUAUUUUCACUUUUUUUGUUGUCCCUUCUUUCCUUUCUCCCUCUCUCUUCCCACGUUCCUUUCCCCAUUUGAACAUUUUCUUCCCAUUUCCCAAUUAUCUGCUAUACAUUUUUUUCUUAUUUCCCCUUUCCCACACCAGAGAAACACUGCAGUCUUGAAACAUGUGUGGCCAAUUUAUUUCACUUAGGAGAAUGGUCUCAAGGUCCAUUCACUUAACUGUCAAUGUCUCAAGCUCAUCCUUCUUUAUGUCAGGGUAAUACUUCCUUGUAUCAAAAACCACAUUUUCUUUUUCCACUCGUGAGUUGAUGGGCAUUUGGGCUGUUUCCAAGAUUUAGCUGUUAUACACUGUACUGCUAUAUACAUCAGUGUACACAUGGUAUGAUGCUUCUCAUUCUUUUGGGAAGCAUAGCUGGGUCAAAUGGAACCUCUAGUUUUAGAUUUUUGAGAAAUCUCCACACUGAUUUCUACAGUGGUUGCACCAGUCUACACACCCACCAACGGUGGAGAAAGGUUCCUUUUUCCCCAGAUCCACUCCAGCAUUUGUUAUUCAUUGAUAUUUUUUUCUUUCUUUUCCUUUUUUUUGUUUUGUACCAGGGAUCUAACUUGGGUCCUUGCACUUGCAUGGCAGGUGGUGAAACCACUGAGCUAAAUCCCCAGCCCCACUAUUGAUUUUUGAGUGUUGGCUUUAUAUCAAGCUACAAGUUUAUUGGGGGAGUUUUAGUGGUCUUCUAUGUAGAGUAUCAUGUCAUGUACAAAUAAUGAUACUUUAACUUCUUCCUUUCCUCCCAAAGGCUCAUGCAGUCAUAGUGGGCUUUUCAGAGGCAACUGGAUCUAGAGUGUGUGAUACUAGGAUUGAUUCAUGGUGUGAAGCUAGAAGUAAGGGUGUGUGUGAGUGCUACCCCGGUAGACUGGAUAAAAUACAAGGUGCACAGAGAGUUGCUGUUCUCACUUGCUGCUUUAUUCUUGCUGCUUUUGCUGCCUUCUGCCUGCCAUGGACUGUUUCUCCUCUGCAAUGUCCCUCUGCCAUGUCUCACUGGCAUGGAACCAGCCCAUUAUGCACUGAAACCUCUUGAAACUGAGUGAAAGUAAACCUUCCCUCCUUUAGGUGUUUGGUAUUUUUGUCCCAGCACUGAGAAGAACCUAUGUAGUACCUAUGACCUAUUUUAGUCACAUGUGAGCCCAUUGAACAUUCUCUUCCUUUUCUGUAGUCUAUUUGUCAUUAUCUCUACUAAUGAAAUAGUGCCCUAAAUAGUGGAUUUUGAAACUCUCUAUACCUUAAAGAAGCUGUCUCAUUGAAGGUGGAUUUGGAAGUGAACAAAUUUUAUCUUCAGUUUUUCCCUUCAUGAUUAGUCCCUUUUAAGUUUGAAAAACAUUGAUGAUCAGUACAUUUAAUAUGUAUUUUCAUGAAAUCUGUCCCCUGAUUUCUUUCUCUUCUGCUACCUUUCAGGUCAUAGACCAUAGGAUACUAUGGCUUCCUUAAUCUAAUUUCUCUGUUCUUAGAUAUUCUGCAAUAAAAAUUUUAAUUAUCAUUAGCAUUCCAAAUUAUUAUUCAUAAAUUUUGCUUAGUGUUCAAUUAAAGGUUUGUCCAUAAGACCAGGUUGAAGUUUCAGAAUGCUAUCUGAAUAGAGAAAGAGAAGCAAGGGAAAACUUCCCUAGAUAAGUUGAGGGGAAAAAAGAUAUUUUCUAUAAUCUUGCAGAAUAAUUCUUCAGACAUUUAUCUAUCUUACUUUCUUCACUUGGAUUCUGACUUGGUGGGCUCCUUCUGUGAACCAUGCUUUAGUGGCAGUGUACAAGCAAACCCGGGUGUAACCAGCAGGAGAAGCAAUGUUCCCAUUGCACUGUUGCUUUAGCAGUGAAUUCCAGUGUAACAGCAAAAUUCCUGUGUGAGGCAUGCAUGUGGAUGGAGGAUAAGUGUUUGAUGACUGAGACAUGAAGUAAAUGUGGGGAAAACUCAGCCUCAUAUCAGCUUUGUAUGAGAUGAGAUGGUUCAUGUUGUGAAUCUCACGCUUCUUCCUGGAAACACGUCUGAUGCUUUAGGAGGCAGUGACCUUCGAGGAUGUGGCUGUGAACUUCACCAAGAAGGAGUGGGCUUUGCUGGAUCCAUCCCAAAAGAAGCUCUACAGAGAUGUGAUGUGGGAAACCCUUAGGAACCUGGCUGCCAUCGGAAGAAGCUCAGGUGACCAGCAAAUUGAAGAUGAGUACAAAACUUGCAGAAAAAGUCUAAGAAGUGAAGAGGGAGAGAAAUCCUGUCCGUAUAAAUUAUGGUACCAAGAUGGAGAAAUGGUUGUUCAGACUCCAGAUAUUGUUCCAAUUUUAGCAUAUGUGCUGCCGAAGCGAGCACGUCAGACUCCAGAUACUAAUGUGCACAUGAAACUUGUUCAUAUAAAUCCAGGUGAAAGGCUUUCCUCUAGAAGGCCCCUGAUUGGUCAUUCAUCAGCAAAUGGGCCCAUCACAGCUAACGCUGGACUCAAAUCACAUGAGCAGCAGGGAUUGGAAGAGACGUUGUCUAACUGUAACACACGUGGGAAAACCUGUGCUAAGCUCCAGUCCUCUCAGAAACUUGCAAAGACAAGUCCUGGGGAGAAACCCCAUGAACAUAGGCCAUGUGGAAAGUCCUACUCUGAUUGCACUGAAGAAAGUACCAUUGAAGAGAAGCCAUUUGUUUAUAAGCAAGAUGUGAAAUCAUUCAUUACAGCCAGUGAUGGUCAGAUCGGGAAAGGAUCUGAUGCAGUGAAUACAUACACAUGUAUAUUGUGUGGACUGGGCUUUAAUUCUCACCAUAAUAUUCAGACACAGGAAAAAGCUCUUAUUGGAGGAAAAGUCUAUGCAAGAAAACACUGUGGAAAAUCCUUCACUAACAACAAUUCAUUUGGUAAUCAUGAAAGAACUCAUAUUGAGGAGAAACCCUAUGUAUGUAAGCAAUGUGGCAAAGCUUUCCACACACACACUCAUUGUCAAAGACAUGAACGGAUUCACACUGGGGAGAAACCCUAUGUAUGUAAGCAGUGUGCGAAAGCUUUCAGCAGACAAGACAGUUGGAGAAUACAUGAAAGAACUCACACUGGGCAGAAACCCUAUGUGUGUAAGCAAUGUGGGAAAGCUUUUCACACACACAGUCAUUGUCAAACACAUGAACGGACUCACACUGGGGAGAAACCUUAUGUAUGUAGGCAGUGUGGGAAAGCUUUCAGCAGACUCAGUAAUUGUCAAAGACAUGAACAGACCCACACUGGGGAGAAACCCUAUGUAUGUAAGCAAUGUGGGAAAGCUUUUCUCACACACAGUCGUUGUCAAACACAUGAGCAGAUUCACACUGGGGAGAAACCAUAUGUAUGUAAACAGUGUGGGAAAGCUUUCAGUACUCAUGCUGUUUGUAAAACACAUGAACAGACUCACACUGGGGAGAAACCUUAUGCAUGUAGGCAGUGUGGGAAAGCUUUCAGCAGACCCAGUAAUUGUCAAAGACAUGAACGGACUCACACUGGGGAGAAACCCUAUGUAUGUAAACAGUGUGGGAAAGCUUUCAGCACUCAUGCUGUUUGUAAAACACAUGAACAGACUCACACUGAGGAGAAACCUUAUGUAUGUAGGCAGUGUGGGAAAGUUUUCAGUACACACAGUUAUUUUCAAAUACAUAAAAGGACUCAGUGUAGGGAGAAACCCUAUGUAUGUAAGCAAUGUGGGAAAGCUUUCAGAACACAUGCUGUUUGUCAAACACAUGAACGCACUCACACUGGGGAGAAACCCUAUGUAUGUAAGCAGUGUGGGAAAGCUUUCAGCAGACCCAGUAAUUGUCAAACACAUGAAAGGAUUCACAGUAGUGAGAAACCCUAUGUGUGUAAGCAAUGUGGUAAAACUUUUAGCACACAUGCUGUUUGUCAAAGACAUGAACGGACUCACACUGGGGAGAAGCCCUAUGUAUGUAAGCAAUGUGGGAAAGCUUUCCACACACACAGUAAUUGUCAAACACAUGAACGGAAUCACACUGGGGAGAAACCUUAUGUGUGUAAGCAGUGUGGGAAAGCUUUCAGCACACAGGCUAAUUGUCAAAGACAUGAAAGGACUCACAGUGGGGAGAAACCCUAUGUAUGUAAGCAUUGUGAGAAAGCUUUUAGUAGCAAAGGUACUUGUCAAGUACAUGAAAGAAGUCACACUGGGGAGAAACCUUAUAUAUGUAAAGAAUGUGGGAAAGCUUUCAGCACAUAUGGUACUUGUCAAAUACAUGAACGGUCCCACACUGGGGAGAAGCCCUACAUAUGUAAGCAAUGUGGG
Messenger RNA from Heterocephalus glaber (naked mole-rat), 4286 nucleotides. The record is from RefSeq and is a predicted model, not a curated record. Lineage: Eukaryota; Metazoa; Chordata; Mammalia; Rodentia; Bathyergidae.